Messenger RNA from Kogia breviceps (pygmy sperm whale), 2748 nucleotides. It is a transcript of the gene NT5C, whose product is annotated as 5', 3'-nucleotidase, cytosolic. Gene Ontology annotation, cellular component: mitochondrion. The record is from RefSeq and is a predicted model, not a curated record. NCBI's taxonomy places the organism in Eukaryota, Metazoa, Chordata, Mammalia, Artiodactyla, Physeteridae. Gene Ontology annotation, molecular function: 5'-nucleotidase activity. Gene Ontology annotation, biological process: pyrimidine deoxyribonucleotide catabolic process.
GGCCCCACAAGCAGGGUGAGCAGGUAUGGAGUCUCAGGUUUAAGGAGGCGUGACUCCUUGUGGGUCGACGCUUCCCAGUAUUUAGGAUAGUCCCUCCUGUCGGGCCCCUGGAAGUUCUGCCCCGAAUAACGUUCGGGGUGAGCGAGGACGUCAGCUGCAGCGUGGAAGGCGGCUGAUGUGCACGUAGGUGCGUCCUCAGACCAGAAAAGCAGCCCAAGCCAUCGCCACGCCGGCCCCGCCCCCCGAAACGGGGGAAGGCCUUGCGCUUCCGCGGGGCGGGGCACCCCGGCGCCCAUGCAGAUUAGCCGCGGUGGCUCCCGGGGCCACGUUUCCGCCGGCCCCCUGCCUCGCAGCUAUGGCGAUGCGGGUGGCUGCGCGGCGCGGGCGGCCGGUGCGGGUGCUGGUGGACAUGGAUGGCGUUCUGGCGGAUUUCGAGGCCGGCCUCCUGCGGGGCUUCCGCCGAAGCUUCCCCGGGGAGCCGCACGUGCCGCUGCAGGAGCGUCGCGGCUUCCUCGCCUGCGAGCAGUACCGAGCCCUGCGCCCGGACCUGGCGGACAAAGUGGCCAGUGUGUAUGAAGCCCCAGGCUUUUUCCUAGACUUGGAGCCCAUCCCUGGAGCCUUGGAAGCAAUGCGGGAGAUGAAUGACAUGCAGGACACCGAGGUCUUCAUCUGCACCAGCCCUCUGAUGAAGUAUGACCACUGUGUGCACGAGAAGUACUGCUGGGUGGAGAAGCACCUGGGGCCCCAGUUUGUGGAGCGCAUUAUCUUGACGAGGGACAAGACGGUGGUCUUGGGGGACCUGCUCAUUGAUGACAAGGACACCAUUCAAGGCCAAGAGGAGACCCCAAGCUGGGAGCACAUCUUGUUCACCUGCUGCCACAACCAGCACCUGGCCCUGCCCCCACCACGGAGACGGCUGCUCUCCUGGAGGGACAACUGGAAGGAGAUUAUAGACAGCAAGCGGGGAGCCCUGCAGCGGGACCGAACCGGCCUGGGGCUGCCCCAGGAAUAAGGUGAGGGGCCAUGGCUGUGUACAGUAGAUGAAGGAAGGGAAGGCAGACCAGCAGGGAACCCGGGCAGAGCUAAGCGACAGGGCCGCAUCAUGGCAACGGCCCCCCAGCACUGUGCCAGCCACUGAACCUUCCUGGCAGAGCUGGCAUGAAAACAUGGUGGGAAAAUCAGGAACCUUUUUAAUAAAACACUUUGGCUCACUGCUCUCUUAAGGCCUUUUAUUUGGGGGAAGCGAAGGGACAGGAGCCCCACAGGGGCAGCUGGGACAGAGGCCGAUGAGGAGGCCUUUGCCUCCCUCCCUCUCGUCUCCUUAGUCCAUUAGUUCCAUAGUCUUCCCACCUCCACGUCCACCUGGAAACCAUUCCUCUCGAAUCUGCCUUUCCUUGGCCAUGUAAGAGGUCAUCCUUGGGCUCCCCUGGUGGCGCAGUGGUUAAGAAUCCGCCUGCCAGUGCAGGGGACACGGGUUCGAUCCCCGGUCCGGGAAGAUCCCACAUGCCGCGGAGCAACUAAGCCCGUGCACCACAACUACUGAGCCUGCGCUCUAGAGCCCACGAGCCACAACUACUGAGCCCACGUGCCACAACUACUGAAGCCUGCACGCCCUAGAGCCCAUGCUCUGCAACAAGAGAAGCCACUGCAGUGAGAAGCCUGCGCACCCCAACGAAGAGUAGCCCCCGCUCGCCGCAACCAGAGAAAGCCCGCGCGCAGCAACGAAGACCCAACGCAGCCAAAAAUAAAUAAAAUUUUAAAAAAGAAAAAAGAAAGAGGUCAUCCUUAAGGGAGGCCAGGACCUUCCACUGCUCCUGAACCCCACCUUUCCAAGGGGGCCCACACCCCUUCCCCCGUGCUGAGCAGCUGACACUAGACUCUGAGCCAUUCGCUUGCUGUCCGUAUCUGGUCCCAUCUCCCUUGAGCACCUCUCUUACUUGCAUCCCUGAAGCCAGCCUGAGACAGAUUUCCAGGGACAGGGGACCCCCACCCCCGCCACUAACCCUGAUGGCAGAGAAGGCAGGCAGGGCUUCCAGGCAGGUACCAUGGGGUGGUGAAGGGAAAAGACAACCGCUCGAAGAGUCUGUGCCUGUGUUCUAACGUGUCAUCCCCCUCAUGGCCUCCGUCUCAAUGCCUGAUGGCCACGUUCACUAGGUCACUGGGCUGCGACGCUCAAGAUCAGGGACCGCGUCUUCGUCUUUGAAGCCCUAACAUGGUGCCUGGCUGACAGGCCUGUGUGGAUAACAGCUAAUCCUGGGCCACGGAGUUCUGCAGGCCAGCAUCCACCAUGCCCAGCGCCCAGGCUGGAGAGCUUGCAGGACAGGCACCCAGCCUCCACAGCAGCGGACACAACGCUUCCCCAGCUUCCCAGGGCCCCGAAAUGCUUUUAACAACAAGGCUUCUCAUUUCUAUUUCUCAGAAUUACUCCCGACACUUCUGUUAAGGGAUGAUGCCUAUUUCCUCAAGCUCAGGCAAUUCUCCUAAGCCCCAGGCCCAGCUGUUCCUCAGGAGAAACAGCGUCUGCAGAGCCUCUGGGUCUAGGCACCUGUCGCUUCUCACACGAGGGGGACAGCUUGGUGGCAGGGUGGGCCAAGAGGCAGGACCUUCGCCUCUAGCUGGUUGAGAGCGGCAGCCUGUCAAAACGGCACCCUUCGAUUUCUGUCUCCACGUGUCUCAAAGUCUGGCUUCCUCACUCAUCUCCUGGUGCCUUUCAUCGCAAUGCAAACACCUGUCGCGCUGAGAAAACUC